Molecule: messenger RNA, 1521 nt
Organism: Prorocentrum cordatum
Lineage: Eukaryota; Dinophyceae; Prorocentrales; Prorocentraceae
Source: the annotation of a GenBank genome assembly
AUGCAAAUCCUCCGCCGCGAGAAGCUCUCGAAGAAAGCCAAGCAUCUAUUCGCCAAGUACGUGGGCCCAUGCCGCGUUGCAGCCUCGCUGCCCAAGACCAACUCACCCGACCAGCACAUCUCCGAAGCCGGGGCAAUCGCCAAGACAGGAGUACCCGACUUCAUCACCCACCAGUCGACAGCGCGACUAGGAUACUUACCAAGACUCCUGAAUCAUGCUCCAGCAGUCCUACCCCAGCUCCUCGACGGCCAGCGCCAACGAAAGGGCGCCUGGAGCCUCCAGCUCAAGAAGGACUUCAACUUCCUACGAACGCACUUACCAAGAGAGAGGUGGCCCAGCCAAACCCAGCACGACCACGACAUCAUCAACUGGGCCCGACAGAAGCCGAAGCUAUUCACCAACGCAGUCAAGGCAGCUUUGAAGGCCUACAUUCUCCACGUUCGCGACCAAGCUCAGGGCGCCAAGCUCCAGGAGGACAUCCAGAUGAUCACCGUAGCUCACCCAACUGAAGAGUUGGACCUCUGCGACGACACCAACAACCAGAAGUGCGCCUGCUACGCCUGCGGCCGAACCGAGCACCACUCUCUUCCGAGGCCCAUCAAGCACUUAUCGGUGGAUCACCGUUGCCGCAAAUCCUGGCAUGCCUGGCGCAUCCAGACGAUGGAGCAUCUGACGGAGCAGCAAAUCGCAGAGAACCUCACCGCCAUCGCCGAGGCCACAAACGCCAACAAGAAGCAAGGACGACGCCCAACCUUCAGCGACAAGCCAGCCCACCCGUGCGACGUUGCGCCGCUGCCGCUCCUCGAGACGUCGCCCGUCGUACCUAAAGUAUUCGUCAGACUUGAGUCAUCGCCAAGCAGUCCACCCGCGAGCUCGCCUGCGGGGCCAGCCGAGCGCCAUGAGGUCGUCUUCAUCACCGACCGCCAUCGACAGGCCGCCGACCUCCAGCAUAUCAUGGCCAACGGCGGGAUCACGAGCAUCAGCGGCUUGGACUACAUCCAGGUCGCAAUCCACAGCGAUGGCCAGACCUCAGAACUAAUGCCGGAACUUCGGCGAGUACAACGCAGGACCCGGCAUGGCGAGAUAGCGGCCAUCUACGUAGAGAUCCCACGACGAAGCUGGUACCUACACGAUGCAAGCGACGUUCUAGGCAGCAGCGCAAGCAAGCGGCGCACCCCCGAGGCACCUCGGGGAACGCCUGAAGUCUCCGAGACCAUCGCCGACGAGAUGUUCGCCGCCAACAACGUCACACGAGAGCAGUGCGUCGCCAACCUGAUGACUGUCUACGAGACCCCGACAAAUCACUACGACCUCGGCGCCACACAGAUCCUCGACAACGGCGCCCGCGACGACCUCCGCAACAUAAUGACCGCGGCGAACGCAGAGGAGAUCGACUUCGCCACCGCCGACCUGCUCGACGGCAACAUAGUGGCUAGACGGGGCCUCAGAACCGCAGCCGUUGCGCCCGCCAGCCAGAACCUGAACACCAACGACGCGUACUACACCGAACGAGAAGACGAA